Messenger RNA from Leishmania mexicana MHOM/GT/2001/U1103, 1011 nucleotides. RefSeq names its product putative tatD related deoxyribonuclease. Bases 1 to 1011 code for a protein of 336 amino acids. Gene Ontology annotation, cellular component: cytosol. The transcript has a single exon. NCBI's taxonomy places the organism in Eukaryota, Euglenozoa, Kinetoplastea, Trypanosomatida, Trypanosomatidae. The record is from RefSeq and is a predicted model, not a curated record. Gene Ontology annotation, molecular function: 3'-5'-DNA exonuclease activity.
AUGACGAAGCUGCCGCAGAGCUGUGCUCAGUGGAGGCUCAUCGACAUUGGUUUGAACCUCACAGAUCACAUGUACAAGGGGGUGUACAAUGGACGCCAACAGCACACCUCAGAUAUCGAGUCGAUACUGCAGCGCGCUGUGGAGGUUGGCGUGCACGGUCUCCUCUUAACAGGUGGCAACUUGAAGGAGAGCAAGGCUGUGAUCGACAUGUGCGCCAGCUAUACCUCCGACACGCUGCAGUGUUUCUGCACAGUCGGUUGUCACCCGACGCGGUGCCAAGAGUUUGUCGACGAUCCAGACGGUUACCUUAAGGCCCUUGAUGACCUCAUCUGCAAGCACUCCGUCCAUGUCGGCGGCUGCAUCGCGGCGGUGGGGGAGAUUGGUCUUGACUACGACCGUCUGUCCUUCUGCCCGAAGAAAAUUCAGAAGGAGUACUUCGAAAAGCAACUCGUGAUGGCGAAGCGGCAUCGCCUGCCACUGUUCCUCCACGAACGCAACACAGGCGGUGACUUCAAGACACUGCUCGAGCCGCAUCUUCCCGAGCUCGCUGGUGGCGUCGUUCAUAGCUUCACCGGCAGCCGGGCGGAGCUGCAGGAGUACCUGGAUGCCAACCUGUACAUUGGCGUGAACGGGUGUAGUCUCAAGACGGCGGAGAACCUCGAGACGGUCAGGGCGAUUCCACUCGAUCGACUGAUGCUGGAAACCGACGCACCGUGGUGCGAGCUCAAGGGCACACACGCUUCGAAAGCACUCUUGACGGCUGCGGCGACGCGCGCCUCUUCGCAGCAGAGCGUGUCAGAAGCCAUCCUCACCGCGUUUUCGACGUGCCGCAAGGACAAGUUUAAAGAAGGGUGUGUCGUGAAGGGGCGCAAUGAACCGUGCGCGAUUGUGCAGGUACUCGAGGUAGUGUACGAGCUGCACCGCGAGGAGGUGUCCUCUAUGGAGCAGCUGGCUGAGGUGGUUCUGGCGACCACGCGAAAGCUGUUCCCCUUUGCGGCAUCUGUGGUGUGA